Messenger RNA from Olea europaea var. sylvestris, 2831 nucleotides. RefSeq names its product pentatricopeptide repeat-containing protein At1g71490. Gene Ontology annotation, biological process: RNA modification. The record is from RefSeq and is a predicted model, not a curated record. Gene Ontology annotation, molecular function: RNA binding; protein binding. The coding region runs from base 286 to 2508 and encodes 740 amino acids. The transcript is spliced from 6 exons. NCBI's taxonomy places the organism in Eukaryota, Viridiplantae, Streptophyta, Magnoliopsida, Lamiales, Oleaceae.
ACCAUCGCCGCCACCACCAGUGGGGAAAGAGCACUCUCGGAUGGACUCGCUCGAAUGUUCACUAACCCACCCUAGAACGAACCGAAGGAAACCACGUCAUGAGGAAUGGCCGCGUUUAGAAACUUCAUAAGUCAAAGGCUUUACAAACAGAAACCUUCAACUUCCAUAGAAUUUAUCGUUGUUGCUUUCGGGGGGUGGCUGUAUUGGAAAAAAUGUGUGUGCAGUCAUGCAGACAAUUGUUGCUUGCUGUGUUAUUAAAGGAUAUAACUUCCUCAUCUACAUUGUAUGCCUUCUCCGUUUUAUAGGCUACAAACAGGCCUUCCUUUUUAUGAAAUUCAAAAAUGUAUCCCUAGGACAUGGAGGCAAAGCAUCAAACAACCAUUGGAUGUUUCCAAAAAAAGUGAGUCUCAGUCUCUUUAUGCUUGCAAAAAUAUUAUAGACUUUCAACCUAUCCCAGAUGAAUCGAUGGUGUAUUGCCUUCUCAUAACCUUGAAAGAUUUUGCUAGCCAAGGUCAUUUAUUUAAAGCCUUCAAUACUUUUACUCUUAUUCGAAAUCAUGCCUAUGCAUCUGCUUCUUGUGAUCUUAUUGUAGACUCAUUAUCCUCUCUUUUGUUGUCUUGCACCAAACUCAAGUUGCUUUCAGAAGGAAAACAACUUCAUACUCAGGUUAUUGCUUGGGGUCUUCACAAAAACCAUGCAUUGGUUCCUAAACUCGUUACCUUUUACACAGCUUUUAAUUUUCUAGAUGACGCACAUAUUAUAACUGUAGCUUCAAAUGUUCUGCAUCCUUUGCCUUGGAAUAUUCUUAUUUCUUCAUACGUUAGCAAAGGGCAUUUUAAGGAUGCUAUCUUUGCAUAUAAACAAAUGGUUUAUAAGGGAAUUAGACCUGAUAAUUUCACCUACCCAUCUGUUCUUAAGGCUUGUGGUGAACAAUUAGAUAUUGGUUUUGGAAUGGAAGUUCAUAAUUCUAUUAAAGCUAGCUCUCUAGAGUGGAAUUUGUUUGUGCAGAAUGCUUUGGUGUCUAUGUAUGGGAAAUGCGGGGAAUUGGACAUAGCUCGAAAUAUCUUUGACAAAAUGCCAGUUAAGGAUGAUGUUUCAUGGAACUCAGUUAUCUCGGGAUAUGCCUCCAAAGGCGAAUGGGGUGAGGCAUUUAAACUUUUUGAAAGCAUGCGGGCAUCUGGUGUGGAAUUAAACAUUAUAACAUGGAAUAUCGUUGCUGGAGGUUGCUUGAAAACAGGUAACUAUGAGGGAGCACUCAAAUUGCUCUGCCAGAUGAGGAUGAAUGGCAAUUGCUUGGAUCCAGUGGCCAUGAUUAUUGGCUUAGGUGCAUGUUCCCAUGUUGGUGCGCUGACGUUAGGGAAAGAAAUUCAUGGAUUGGCAAUUCGUUAUUUUUUUGUUAAAUACAUUAAUGUAAGAAAUGCAUUAAUAAAUAUGUAUUCUCGGUGUGGGGACCUUAUGCAUGCAUACAUUUUGUUUCAAUUGGUAGAAGUUAAAAGUAUUAUCACCUGGAACUCCAUCAUAUCUGGUUAUGCACAGUGGGAUAGGUAUGAGGAAGCCUCCUUUAUAUUCAGAGAUAUGCUGCUUACCGACAUUGAGCCAAAUUAUGUGACUGUUGCUAGCAUUCUUCCUCUUUGUGCUCGUAUGGCACACCUGCAACACGGUAAAGAGUUCCACUGCUAUAUUACUAAACAUGAAAGGUUUAAGGAUUACCUGCUGAUAUGGAAUGCUCUUGUUGACAUGUACUCAAGAUCCGGUAAAGUUUCAGUUGCCAGAAGACUGUUUGAUUUGUUGGAUAAGAGAGAUGUGGUGACUUACACUUCACUAAUUUCUGGAUAUGGCUUGCAAGGAAAAGGAAAAGUUGCACUCGAACUAUUUGAUGAAAUGAUCAGGUUUCAUAUAAAGCCAGACGAUAUUACCAUGGUUGCUGUUUUAUCAGCUUGUAGUCAUUCAGGCCUUGUGGAGCAAGGUCAGAUACUUUUUGAAAAGAUGCAAUCUAUUUAUGGUAUAACUCCUCGCUUGGAUCACUUUGCUUGCAUGGUCGAUCUGUUUGGUAGGGCUGGUUUACUGAGAAAGGCUGAAGAAAUUAUAUUGAGGAUGCCAUACAAACCAACCUCUGAAAUGUGGGCAACUCUUGUUGGAGCAUGUCGGAUCCAUGGAAAUACAGAUAUUGGGGAACGAGCUGCUGAAAAUCUAUUGAUGAUGAAACCUCCAAAUUCGGGAUACUAUGUGUUGAUUGCUAACAUGUAUGCUGCUGCUGGUUCCUGGAGUAAACUGGCAGAAGUAAGGACCUUCAUGAGAGACUUGGGUGUGAGGAAAGAUCCUGGCUGUGCUUGGGUUGACAUUGGUGCUGGUUUUUCCCCAUUCUUGGUUGGUGAUACUUCCAACAGUCUAAAAAAUGAAAUUUAUCUUUUGUUGGGGGGAUUGACUGAACAAAUUAAAGACAUUGGUUAUGUAGCUCGCAAGGGUUCUGCUUUGGAGGACGAUUUUUUUGCGGAAUCACUUGUAUGAAACUGAAGAUUUUUAGUGUGCUUGUUCUUUGGGGGCAUCGCAAAUUAUUUUUUCCUGAAUAGAUGAUUGGCUACACUUGAAGAAGAAUUUGUUUUAAAUAUUAUCUUACAUUUCCAUACCAUCUCCAGAGCCCCUAUUGUUUUUGGUCCAACGUGAUGAUGCAGAAUGAAGAAGGAAUGAUAAGUAUCUGACACGUUCUUUUUCAAACAUCUGUUCUGUGCCUUGGAUAUCUUUCAUCAAUAAGUCAGUAGUUGGUAUUACUUUUCUGAGUAGGUAAAAUUUUAUGAAGGAAAAGGAUUUGAAGGAAAGAAGCAAAAGUACGC